AUGGGGAACACGAUCGCGCAGUUGGCGCAAGACCACAAAUGGACCGAAGUCGUCGAGCGCAUCGAGGCCCACGCCGUCGAGGACAUCAACGUGACGGCUGGCGGUCUGGACUGGACGACGCUGUCACUCGCCGCCUGGCAUGGCCAACUCGACGUUGUGCGCUUGCUUUUACGCUAUAAGCACAUUCGCGUGGACCAGCCCAACCUCGAUGGCAUGACACCACUGCAUGAGGCCGCCAAGCACGGCCACCUUGAGAUCGCCCGCGCUCUCAUCGACGCCGGUGCCAACCCCCACGCGACCAACAACGAGGGCAACAAGCCGCUGGCGUUCGCAAGCGGCAGCGAACUGAGCGAAUUCUUGACGAUGUGCAUGCUGCCCGUUGGCGUUUGCGCAGAGCGCCACGAAUGGCACGAGGUCAAGCGCCGCGUGACGCGUCGGCUGCUCUCGGAUGUCAACGCUAGCUUUGGCGAGGUAGGUGUGCGUCCACAUCACCUCGCCUAA
This is a messenger RNA of Saprolegnia parasitica CBS 223.65, 501 nucleotides long. RefSeq lists its product as hypothetical. Gene Ontology annotation, molecular function: protein binding. Gene Ontology annotation, cellular component: cytoplasm. The record is from RefSeq and is a predicted model, not a curated record. Lineage: Eukaryota; Oomycota; Saprolegniomycetes; Saprolegniales; Saprolegniaceae. The transcript is spliced from 4 exons. Bases 1 to 501 code for a protein of 166 amino acids.